GUUGAGCUAUGGAAGAAAUAUAUUGCCUGGGAAAAGGGUAAUCCUCUAAGGACUGAGGAUCAAGCCCUUAUAACAAAAAGAGUUAUGUUCGCAUAUGAGCAGUGUCUACUUUGUUUGGCUUAUCAUCCCGAUGUAUGGAUAGAGGCAGCUAACUACCUGGAACAAUCUAGUAAAAUACUGACAGAGAAAGGGGAUCAGAAUGCUGGUAAAAUGUUUGCUGACGAGGCAGCAGCCUUGUUUGAGAGAGCUAUCACAACUACAAUGAAGGGAAACAUGCUGAUAUACUUUACAUAUGCUGAUUUUGAAGAGAGUCGUAUGAAAUACGAGAAGGUUCACAGUAUUUAUAAGCGAUGUGUAGCAGUAGAAUCUCUAGAUCCAUCACUGGUUUACAUACAGUACAUGAAGUUUGCAAGACGAGCUGAAGGGAUAAAGUCAGCUAGACAAGUGUUCAAAUUAGCAAGAGAAGAUAAACGCUCCACCUAUCAUGUGUUCGUUGCAGCUGCCCUAAUGGAAUACUACUGCAGUAAAGAAAAAACUGUAGCUUUAAAGAUAUUUGAGCUUGGUUUGAAGAAAUUUGGAGACGUAACAGAUUAUAUCCGGGCAUAUGUGGACUUCAUGUCACACUUAAAUGAGGAUAACAAUACCAGGGUACUGUUUGAAAGAGUUUUAUCUUCUGGCCAGAUACCUCCUGAAAAGUCUAUAGAUAUAUGGAGUCGGUUUCUUGCCUUUGAAUCAGAGGUUGGUGAUCUAGCCAGUAUACUUAAAGUUGAAAAAAGAAGAUCUCAGGCAAUUGAAAAGAUACAAGAAUUUGAGGGCAAAGACACAGCGUUGUUAAUUGACAGGUAUAAAUAUGCUGAUCUAUUUCCAUGCAGUCAGUCAGAGUUAAAGGCAUUAGGAUAUCAUGAUCUAAUAAGGAAGCAGGUUGUUGAACUACCAACAAGUAAAGUUACCAAAAUUGUCAUGGAAGAAGAUGAAAAUAUGAAACGUCCAGAAUACCCUAAACCAGAUACACAACAAUGGCUGCCAUUUAAACCAAAAAUCAAUGUUCCUAUUGAUGCUCAUGUAGUACCCGGUGGUGUAUUUCCUCCUCCAGCUGCAGCAUCUGCCUUAAUGAUGUUGAUGCCACCUCCUGAAUGUUUUCAUGGUCCAUUUGUUAUCAUAGACAAGUUUAUAGAGCAUUUCAAGAAAUUAGAAAUUCCUGAUAUUCCUAUGUUAGAGAAUGGAGUAGACACACCAGUUAAGAUGGAUCCAGGUACUCUACUUUCUCUAGAGUAUGCAUCCGGUCGUAAACGAAGAAUUACCGAGAACGAGGCAAGUGAUGAUGAGGACAUGCCAUCAGGACCGGCACCGCCGGUCAAUGACAUUUACCGAAGCAGACAACAAAAACGCUCAAAAUGAAGUUGUUCUACAUAUCAAUCAAAAGAAUUUGGAAAUGUUUGCACUUUGGAUAUAAUGCAUUUGAAGUGCAGUUAUGGUUAAAUAUAAUGGCGAAGGGUUAUUUUAGAUGUGUAAUUUGUGACAGGAGGAAUAAUGUUUGAACUAA
Ruditapes philippinarum (Manila clam) is the source of this 1543-nucleotide messenger RNA. Its product is annotated as cleavage stimulation factor subunit 3-like. Gene Ontology annotation, cellular component: nucleus. Lineage: Eukaryota; Metazoa; Mollusca; Bivalvia; Venerida; Veneridae. Gene Ontology annotation, biological process: mRNA 3'-end processing. Gene Ontology annotation, molecular function: mRNA binding; protein binding. The record is from RefSeq and is a predicted model, not a curated record.